AUGCGUUUACUCUCACAGAAGGUGGUGCGCGAGAUGAACCGCCUGGGCAUGAUGGUGGACCUGUCGCACGCUAGCGUCGCCACCAUGAAGGACGCGCUGGAAGCGAGCCAGGCGCCCGUCAUCUUCUCGCACUCCGCCGUCUACGCGCUCUGCAACAGCUCCAGCAACGUGCCCGACGACGUACUGAGGUCCUUGGCGAUGAAUGGCGGAGUGGUGAUGCUGAGCCUGUACCCGUAUUUCAUCACCUGCAGCGCAGCCGCCAACAUCACUGACGUCAUAGCGCACAUCAACCACGUGCGUGACGUCGCUGGGGUGGACCACGUGGGCCUUGGUGCUGGUUUUGACGGCAUCAGCCACACGACGACGGGACUGGAGGACGUGUCGAGGUACCCGCAGCUGUUGGCCGCACUGCUGGAAGACCCGUCCUGGAGUGAGGAUGACGUCAAGAGGCUGGCAGGACUCAACCUGCUCAGAGUCUUCCGCCAGGUCGAGCAGGUGCGAGAUAAAUGGCGGUUGGCAGCCGUGACGCCGGGAGAGGAUUUCGUCGCCAGUGCCAACCUGGAGGGCGCGGCCGGCAACUGCACUUACGUGGGCUCCUGACCGCGGGGCACUGCGGCACUCUCCCGGCCGGCAGGCACACGCCCAUCUGACGGCCUCCUCUCUGCUCUGCUUCUCGUCGAGCUGUGGUUACGGCGUGGGUCUCUGCUAGCUCCCAAGAAGUACAAAACUUGGUGAAAGGAGACCUGCAAAAGCUGGCGAACGCAAGGGUCACCGAUGGUACUGUAGAGCGAGCUGAGACACAAGCGACGUUUGUGGAAGAAGACGAUUGUGAUACUUAAUCCUUACAAGAAAAGAGAAAGCUUUACAGGUUUUCUUCACUGCUGUGAUGCAGACAGUGCUGCUGCAGAAGAGCAGUUGGUGGAUUGUCGAUGGUGCUUCAGGACAGCUUUGGCAUUUCAUGUAAAUUUAUUGUGAUAACUCU
Schistocerca nitens (vagrant locust) is the source of this 982-nucleotide messenger RNA. RefSeq names its product dipeptidase 1-like. Gene Ontology annotation, biological process: proteolysis. The record is from RefSeq and is a predicted model, not a curated record. The coding region runs from base 1 to 600 and encodes 199 amino acids. The transcript has 6 exons. NCBI's taxonomy places the organism in Eukaryota, Metazoa, Arthropoda, Insecta, Orthoptera, Acrididae. Gene Ontology annotation, molecular function: metallodipeptidase activity.